AUGGUAGAGCUCUCCUACAGUCCAUGCCUUGAUCUAGGCCGUUUGUGUGCCAAAGUGAAAGCAGAGAUUGCCAAGUAUGGCAUCGAGCUCUUCGCAUCCAUGUCAUGGGAAACUGCUGACUGGUGGGAGGAUGCCAAAAUGGAGUCAGAGUUGUUCAUCUCCCGCAUCACCAAGACUAUCAGCAAAGGGAACAAGCUUUCCAAGCGAAAGAAGCGUGGCUGGUUCACCAAAGAGCAAAUGGCAAAGACGAGCUACAUCAAGAAUGUCACUGAGUACUGCGAGCGAUCCGGAAAUGAAAGGAAAGACCGGUACAAUAAGAAGCUCAAAAAGUACUAUGUGGUGUACGAGGAGAAUGACACUGAGUUAAGUGAAGAUGAAGAGAGACAUGAGAGAAAAGAUGCUGAGGAUGAUGGGGAUUCUGACAAGGAGUCCAAAGCUGUUCAAGUGCACACGGCUGCCAAGGAACAUGGGAAGUUCAAGACCUUCACCGACAGCCUUUUGUCCCGGGCAUCCAAGAUUUCAGAUCUGAUCAACCAACUGGAAUCUGUCUUUUCUGAGACGGGGAAACCGGAUGAUGACCCAGAUGCGCAAGUUGCGUGCCUUGAAGAUUCUAUCGCCGUCCUGGAGAAGCAUUUCGAGUUGUGUGAGACUGUGAAGGUUGAGACAUCAGAGCUUGGAAGGGAGGGCCUUGAUGAUGACACCAAGAGCCAGCGGCUGAAAAAGAUCGAUGCCCAAAUCCGAUCCACGACCAUGAAGUGCUGCAAGGUGACCGCAGCUGAAGUUGGUGGCAGGAAUCUGGUGAGGCAGCUUCGAAAAGCCGUGCCCGAAUGA
Messenger RNA from Cladocopium goreaui, 831 nucleotides. The record is from the annotation of a GenBank genome assembly. Lineage: Eukaryota; Dinophyceae; Suessiales; Symbiodiniaceae.